Colossoma macropomum (tambaqui) is the source of this 1345-nucleotide messenger RNA. It is a transcript of the gene rybpb, whose product is annotated as RING1 and YY1 binding protein b. Gene Ontology annotation, biological process: positive regulation of DNA-templated transcription. The transcript has 5 exons. Gene Ontology annotation, molecular function: transcription coregulator activity; DNA binding. Gene Ontology annotation, cellular component: nucleus. The record is from RefSeq and is a predicted model, not a curated record. Lineage: Eukaryota; Metazoa; Chordata; Actinopteri; Characiformes; Serrasalmidae. Bases 178 to 942 code for a protein of 254 amino acids.
UCGGCACAGUGGAUGAACGCGAGGCGAGCUCUGCCUGCCUGCCUGCGUGCGUGCGUGCGUGUGUGCGGUUCUAGCUAGUUGUCUGGAUCCUUCCUUACAAUUUGUUCACUGCUGAAACCGCUUUCUCUGCUUCUUCUUUUUUGAGAGACGUGACGCGUGUCUUUUUUUCGGUCCACCAUGGGCGACAAAAAGAGCCCGACCAGGCCAAAAAGACAAGCCAAACCGACGGCGGAUGACAGAUUUUGGGACUGUAGCGUCUGCACGUUCAGAAACAGCGCAGAAGCUUUCAAAUGCAGCAUCUGCGACGUACGGAAGGGCACAUCCACCAGGAAGCCCAGGAUAAACUCCCAGCUGGUGGCUCAGCAGGUGGCCCAGCAGUAUGCCACCCCUCCUCCCCCAAAGAAAGAGAAGAAGGAGAAGCCCGAGAAGCCUGAGAAGGAGAGAGCGGACAGCGAGCGUCCCGACAGAAACGUACCUGAAGGCGAGCACCCCAGCAAGGAGAAGAUCGAGAAGGACCAGCCUGACAAGGAGAAGAAGGACAGAGAGAAAGAAAUCACUCCUGCCAUCACCAAGAAACCCAACAGCAAAAAGACCAGACCCAAGACAGACAGCCAUCAAAGCCCGCCCAGCGAAAGAAACAGCAUACAGUCUGGAAAAUCGACCACCAAGACUAAGAACUCUCACAUCUCAAGACCCAAACUGAAGAACGUGGACCGGAGCACUGCCCAACAGCUGGCCAUCACAGUGGGGAACGUCACGGUGAUCAUUACGGACUUUAAGGAGAAGACUCGUUCCUCUUCCACCUCCUCCUCCACAGUCACCUCCAGCGCAGGCUCCGAGCAACAACACCAGAGCUCUGGCUCAGAGAGCAUGGACAAGGGCUCGUCACGUGCCUCCACACCCAAAGGAGACCUCUCGGUGGGGCACGACGAGUCGUUCUGAGCCUCCAACUUCCCCUUUCCCUCUGGACACUGUGGAGAUGCUGGGAGCCCCAAGGGCUGGCCGAUUCACAGUUCUCCCAUGCCCUGCCCUGAUCCCACCUCAUUUGUUUUCCCAUAACUGAAAGAGGGACGAAUGCUCUUCAUACACACACAGACCCACAUGCACACACCUUUACACAUGAAUAUUGACUUGUGCAUACAUACACACCCGCGCUUUCCCUCUCGAUUGAUUGGUGGAGAUAACGACAUCUCGCUGGACCUCACCCAUGGAUAGUCACCGUCACACCUCAGCAGCACUGGAGUAACAGCAGGGCCUCUGGGAUUAGUGCCCCCUCCUUGAAGGCAUCCCACUCUUGUAUGUAUUGUUUUAUAUUUGUAAGUGAAUAUCAGGCUGAAUCAACUCU